UGCCACAGUAGCUGACUGGUCACCCUGCCACCCAGCGCUCACACCCCCUGGCAGGUGCCUGGCUAUGGCCCGACUGCUCCGGGCUGCAACCUGGGGGCUGUUCCCCUGGAGGGGGUACUGCUCCCAGAAGACAAAGGGCGAGCUCUGCAGGGACUUCGUAGAGGCUCUGAAGGCCGUGGUGGGCGGCUCCCACGUGUCCACUGCCACGGUGGUCCGAGAGCAGCACGGGCGCGAUGAGUCGGUGCACAGGUGCGAACCUCCCGAUGCUGUGGUGUGGCCCCAGAACGUGGAGCAGGUCAGCCGGCUGGCAGCCCUGUGCUACCGCCAAGGUGUGCCCAUUAUCCCAUUCGGCACCGGCACCGGGCUUGAGGGUGGCGUCUGCGCUGUGCAGGGCGGCGUCUGCGUUAACCUGACGCAUAUGGACCGAAUCCUGGAGCUGAACCUGGAGGACUUCUCUGUGGUGGUGGAGCCGGGCGUCACCCGCAAAGCUCUCAAUGUCCACCUGCGGGAUAGCGGCCUCUGGUUUCCCGUUGACCCAGGUGCGGACGCCUCUCUCUGUGGCAUGGCGGCCACCGGGGCGUCGGGCACCAACGCGGUCCGCUACGGCACCAUGCGGGACAACGUGCUCAACCUGGAGGUGGUGCUGCCCGACGGGCGGUUGCUGCACACGGCGGGCCAAGGCCGGCAUUUCCGGAAGAGUGCAGCCGGCUACAACCUCACUGGGCUGUUCGUGGGCUCUGAGGGGACGCUGGGCCUCAUCACAGCCACCACCCUGCGCCUGCACCCUGCCCCUGAGGCCAUAGUGGCCGCCACGUGUGCGUUCCCCAGUGUCCAGGCUGCUGUGGACAGCACUGUACACAUCCUCCAGGCUGCAGUGCCUGUAGCCCGCAUUGAGUUCCUGGAUGAAGUCAUGAUGGAUGCCUGCAACAGGUACAGCAAGCUGAAUUGCUCAGUGGCACCCACACUCUUCCUGGAGUUCCAUGGCUCCCAGCAGGCACUGGAGGAGCAGCUGCAACGCACAGAGGAGAUAGUCCAGCAGAACGGAGCCUCUGACUUCUCCUGGGCUAAGGCGGCCGAGGAGCGGAGCCAGCUUUGGACAGCACGGCACAAUGCCUGGUAUGCAGCCCUGGCCAUGCGGCCAGGCUGCAAGGGCUACUCCACGGACGUGUGUGUGCCCAUCUCCCGGCUGCCGGAGAUCCUGGUGCAGACCAAGGAGGAUCUGAACGCCUCAGGACUCACAGGAAGCAUUGUCGGACAUGUGGGUGACGGCAACUUCCACUGCAUCCUGCUGGUCAACCCUGAUGACGCUGAGGAACUGGGCAGGGUCAAGGCUUUUGCAGAACAGCUGGGCAGGCGGGCACUGGCCCUCCACGGAACGUGCACGGGGGAGCAUGGCAUCGGACUGGGCAAGCGGCAGCUGCUGCGGGAGGAGGUGGGCGCCGUGGGCGUGGAGACCAUGCGGCAGCUCAAGGCUGUGUUAGACCCUCAAGGCCUCAUGAACCCGGGCAAAGUACUGUGAGGGGCUCUGAGCACUUAGCCCACAAGUUCCCAGACUACGGAGCCCCUGUUCUGGAACUUUUCUUCAUGCCACGGCCCCCGCAAGGGAAUAGACAGUAGCUGACGCAGUCUUGCUGCCAGCGAGCCCACUGUAUCUGGGCCCAAGGUCAGAGGGCCCAGAGAGAAGCCUGAGCACUGUGUUACUCCCUGUCCUUCUGGCUGGCUCCAGGAGCCUUUGGUUCAGUAAACGACCCUACGCAUCCCUCUCUGCUCCUACGCAUCCUGUCCUGGCUGGAAGAGACCAUCUGGGUCCACUCAAGACUCUGGUGACACCCCUCCCCUGAGGCUUCCCCCUUCACCUGGUGACAAGCACUCCUUUCCUGGUAUGGGACGUGAGCUCCCGUGCCAUGCUGGUCUUCCCCUUGGAGCCUCCCGCAGUAAGCCUGGAAUAAACCUGAAACCCACCUGCAGCUACCUGGAAGUCAGAGGCAGCACUUCCUCCCCUCCCGCUCCAGGUUCUCUGUCCUUUGGCUAGUGACCCCUUUGUUUUGGGGCUGUCCUCUAACUUGUUAUAGCCUGAGGAGGGGGGCGGUGCUCAGGGUUCGGAAAGGAACCCAGGUCCCUGUCCCAGCUACUCGGCCUCAGGCUUGAGGACCUGCCCAUGGCAUGUCACUUAGGAUGGACUCCCCAACUGGGCCUGAACCAGGCCUCUGAACACACUGAAUGUGUUCCUCAGCAGCUGCCACGUCUUUAGAAACAAAGAUGAAACUAUUUUUGCACCCACCUCUUCAUGGGGUGAUGUAUCCUACCACCAGCUGUUUUGCCCUCAAGGUCUGUCCACCCGAGGCCCUGCCUGUCUUGGGCCAGAGCCUCAGUCUUGAGAUGUUGGCAGUUGUUCCCCCUAAGCCCACAGGAGGGCGCCUGACAUCAUGAAGCUCAGAUAGCGCGGCAUCUGCUCCAGGCAGCUGCGGCUCAGGACUCACUUCUGCCCCGGGCCUGCAGCUCUCAGCCCUGGGCAAACCUCCUCCUAGGGUCAGGGAAGGCCUGGCAGCCCAGAAGCCAAGCUAAGUCCUCUACCCCCGCAGAUCCCAGGAACCUGUAGUCCCAGGAACUCAUCUUCCUCGCCCCUCUAGUCUUCGGUCCCUUUUGGAAAGGGGCAUGCCACACCCCAUGCCCUCCCUGGCCUCCGCCCCUCUCCUCCUCCCAUCAGCUGUUCAGAGCUCAGGCAGGCUGCUAGGCCUUAGGCAGAGGCAACUGCACUGAGACACCUCAGGCCAACUUCAGUUCUUGGAACCCCCCGCUCCAUGCUAACACUGGGCUCCUGCCGACAGUGGUGACACCGACCUGAGCCUGGAGGCCACUCUGUGACGUUUCUGUCCCGUGCUGCCCUGGUGGGGAGCAGAGACCGUGCCAAGGGCUGACUGGUGACAAAUCUCAGCCCUCUCCCCAAACCACCCCAGCACACAUGUGCUCAUCACCGAGACAGCCCUCUCGCCCCUCCCCUUCCAGCCAGCCAGCCAGCCACCCACUCUUCCAGGCCCACCUAUCCUGCAGCAGCUGGAUAGGACUCUUCUUUGAUGCGCCCUCCAGCGCCUGGCAACGAUGAGGCACUCAGCAAAUGACCAUUUCCCACAAUCUUUUAUUAAGAAAAAUUCCAAACAUACAGAAAAGUUGAAAGAACAAGUACACUGUUCACUGAAAUACCAGCCACUGCAGAUUCAACAAUGAACGUUUUGGCCUUAUUUGCUUUGUGUAUUUUGGGGGGAACCAUUUGGAAUUAAACACAUUUCUUGAAG
This is a messenger RNA of Rhinopithecus roxellana (golden snub-nosed monkey), 3293 nucleotides long. RefSeq names its product lactate dehydrogenase D (gene LDHD). Gene Ontology annotation, biological process: lactate catabolic process. Gene Ontology annotation, cellular component: mitochondrion. The record is from RefSeq and is a predicted model, not a curated record. Gene Ontology annotation, molecular function: D-lactate dehydrogenase (cytochrome) activity; FAD binding; D-lactate dehydrogenase (NAD+) activity. The coding region runs from base 65 to 1519 and encodes 484 amino acids. The transcript has 11 exons. NCBI's taxonomy places the organism in Eukaryota, Metazoa, Chordata, Mammalia, Primates, Cercopithecidae.